Acaulospora colombiana is the source of this 1065-nucleotide messenger RNA. The record is from the annotation of a GenBank genome assembly. Lineage: Eukaryota; Fungi; Glomeromycota; Glomeromycetes; Diversisporales; Acaulosporaceae.
AUGAGGAUCUUUUUGACCGGUGGUUCUGGCUUUCUAGGAACCUCCUUUAUAAAUUACAUAUUAACCCACGAGGAUAGCUCUCAAAUUAAAACAUUAUCAAGAUCCAGUAUUUCAGAUGAAAAAAUCCUCAAUGCUUGUAAGGGCAUCGAGGAUGGUAAAGAUAGAAUCAAAAUUAUUCGAGGAAGUACUCAUGAUGAGGACGCAAUUAAGGAGGGAUUAAAUGGAGUUGACAUUGUCAUUCACAUGGCGGCAAAGGUUCAACCGUGGGGAAUCUAUGAAGAAUUUCAAAAGAAUAACGUCGAAGGAACGCGUCGCUUACUCUCAAUUAUCGAGUCCAUGCCGCAUAAGCCACGUUUAAUUUACACUUCUUCAUUCACCGCCCUCAUAAACCGACAUUUCUCCGAAGACACCAUUCCAGACUGGGCUCCUUAUUCGAAAUCAAAGUUCAACAGCGAAUAUCUUGUCCGAAAAUCCUCUCUCACGGAUGUAAUUAUUCUUAGAUUGGGUUGGCUAUGGGGUAAAAAUGAUAGUGUACUAUUGCCUAAACUAUAUAGCCUUUGUAUGAACCCCGCGUGGAAGGUCACUCCCGCUAGUUAUCCCCUCUCGACUCUGCACAUUGAUAACGCCUGUGAGUCGAUCUAUCUUGCUUGCAAAAUUUCGAAAGAUCAGGUCUCUGCUGACACCACCACCACUGGUGACACAACACCACCAAAGAAAGUCUACGAGAUUGAAGAUCCUGAAGGAGAAAUCGAAAUGGAAGAUUUCGUUGAAUCAUAUGUUGGAACUGCGUAUAAUAUAAAACCUCCAAGACCCUUCAAAAAUUUUAGAUUACCUAGGUGGCUGGUUUGGGGGACGAUCACCGCCGUCGAGUGGAUACCAUUUCUUGGAUAUGGUAGGAAAUGGGUGAUGGAAGGAAUGAGCAGGGAACCUCUGCUCUGUCUGUUUAAAGAUUACAGAUUGCAAACUGAAAGCGCUGUUAAAGAACUUGGAUAUGUUGGCAAAGUGUCUAGGAAACAAGGGUUAGCUGAAUUGGCGGCUGAACUCGAGGUCGGAGCACCUCGGUGA